GUACCGUUAAUCUCUGUACAUACAAGCACAUUUUGCAUGAAAUGAGUCGGGCAGCAUUUUGUCUAAACGGUCAUUUGUUUGUAGUUUCUUCGGUCGGAAUAGAACAGUAGGACACCUGCGCAUAGGAAGCCCCAAACAAUGCAUGAAAUUCCUUCGCGUUCCCUCGGUAACGGGGACCUGUUCGCCUUUAUACAGAGAGGAGACCUUGAGCAUUGUAUAGACAUCAUUCAAAAUGACCGCUCGGUCCUUAGACAAAAAGGCUGGGGAGGCUUCACUCCACUGCACUUUGCUGCUCUCCAUGGUAACUUGGCCCUGGUUGACCAUUUCCUCAGCAACGGCGCAGACCCCAAUCUGACUUGCGAUGCGGGACAGUCACCUUUUCACUUUGCAUGCAGGCAAGGCAACAUCAACAUCAUUCAUAAAAUGACACAGCAUGGGGCUGAUUUGCGUGUCAAAGAUUUACACGGAAAGUCCUCUUUGCAUUAUGCGGUGACUGGCGGCAACAUUGUUGCAGUGCACUAUUUGUCAGAGACAAAAAUGUUCUGUUUCAAAGACACAGACAUGCUCCAGGUGACCCCCCUUCACUUGGCCGUGUCUACGGGCAACGCAGAUAUGGUUCGUUACCUCCUCAGAGACCAGCGUUGUGUCGUGGAUGCUGUCGACCAACAGGGUGCAACUGCACUUCAUGUAGCGGCAGAGCACGGAUGCUUGGAGGUUUGCUGGAUUUUGUUGCAAAAAGCUGGGUGCAGGCUCCUUCAUGAGAAAAACCUCAACGGACUCAUGCCACUGGAUCUCAGCAAACAAGGGAAAACUUUUAGGCAUCACCAACUCACCAAACUACUGAACAAGUACAUGAAAAUGCCAAUCCACCACAAGCCAAAAGAGUCUCUUGCUUUGUACUACUGGACACUGUUUUUUCCAAGCCUGUGUGGAACUACCAUUCUGCUGAUGGCAUCCAUGUUGGGUACUUAUGGUGGUCUACUUUGUGGUUUCCUCUUCCCCUGGCUGGCCAGAAGCAUAUUUAUGCAAUCCUACCGAAUGGCCACAUAUCAAAGGUUACCAAACCCAAUCUACUUGGGAACACUCAUCGCUGGAUUGCUUCAUUCGCUGUUCUGCUUUUAUUGGAAAAUAACACCCAAUAUCCUUCUCGACGGUGUCCUGGUCCAGGUGUCAACAUUCCAAUUCUGUAUAGUCCUUAGUUUGUUCUGCAAGGUUCUGACUCAGGAUCCCGGGACACUGGCGUGUGCAGAUGCUGAUCCUCGGUUCUCCUGCAUCGCUGACCUUGUAGAGAAGAACCAGAGCCCUCACCGGUUCUGUCCCUAUUGUGAGUUGUUCCAGCCUGACUACACCAAGCACUGCAAGCUCUGCGAUGUGUGUGUUCAGGACUUCGAUCACCACUGCCUUUUCCUUAACCGGUGCAUUGGUCGAGCUAACCAUCGCCUCUUCCUCUUCUUCAUCAUCUCCAUGGUGACAGGCCACUUCUUGUUUGUCGCCACAGCAACAAGUUACCUGUAUAACAAGUCGUCAGCUAGCAAUUUGUCGUCGUGGCUCAUGUUCCUGGGGGGUGAGUUCUGGGUCACGACGAUGAUUGUUAUGAACGUCAUAACACUCUUGUGGGAGGUGUGGCUGCUGGCAGAGCAGUUUUGUGCCAUUGCCUUAGCAACGACAACUUACUUCAGACACUUGGAAAAUGUUAGGCGACAUAGGUCACUUGGACAACGCUGGGUCACUGUGCUAGCGUUUCUGCUUGAGGGACGGAGACGGUUGGCCACUGGACAUACAAGCAAUAACAAAGUUUCAAUAGACAUUUAAAAUGAUCUGUUUUUUUGCAGACCUUCUUCAUUGAGUGUAUAGUCCAUUUAUAUACAGUUUCCAAAAAUAAAAAAUAUUGUUCAAAAAAGUGAGGCAAAGUUCAGAUACAACUUUUGUACUAGACUUAACUUCAUUAGCUUUGUUAUCUUAAUAAAGUUAUUUUUGAUUAUUUUCUCGAACAUUGUCCGUGGCUAUCAAAACUCAUUAAGAGCCCUCACCUCGAUUUUUUUUUAGCUGAUGGGAUGGCUAUUGGGGGCAUUGGUACUGGAUUUCCAGUGUAUUAGCAGAAAAUGUAAAGUAAUAUAGACUCAGUUUAAAAAAGAAAAAGGCAUUAAUAUUACCAUGAUUUUUGCACUAUAAGGCGCACCAGACUAAAAGCCGCUACCCCCAAAUGUGACACGAAUACGGCAUUUGUUUAUAGUAGAGCUGCAGCUAUCGAUUAUUUUAGUAGUCGAUUAAUCGAUGAACUAGUCAGUUUGAAUAAUGGAGUAAUCGGAUAAGGAACAUAAAAAAUUAAAAUACCUGAGCUCAGCCACAAACAGUAUAAAAUGAGGAUAAUAAAUGAUGUAUGUACAACAAAAGAACAAUUGACUGACUUACAUAGCAAAAGUCCGCUAGCUUAAAUGCUAUUAAAUGCCAAGUUUUUUUUUUUACAAUGCUCAUAACAAAUGGUUCAGACACAUAUUCUCACAAAGAACAGCUAAAUAUACCUAUAAACUAAAUUACGAAUGCAUUGCAAAAACACAUUAGCGCAAACAAAAAUUUACUGUAUGUUGGUCUUAACAGGGAGCAGCUGGAUUCACCCAUGUGAAAUGAGGCAGACCAGAGGGCAAUGUAUCCACCCAAAUCAAUAAAACUAAAUGCAAUCACUUUCAAAAUAAACCAAUACAACGCCACUUUAAUUAAACGAAUACUCAAAGCAGCAACAUUUGAUUCGAAUCCUUUUUUUUUUUUUUUUUUUUUUUAAAUCGAUUACUUGAGUUCAUCGAUUAAUCGUUGCAGCACUAGUUCGUAGAUACCGGACUAUAAGCUGCAGCUGUGCUCACUGUAUUAUGGGAUGUUUACACCAAAAGAUAUUAACCGGUAGCACUUUAUUUGACAGCGGAGCCAUACGACUGUCAGAAGACCAAAUGAACCACCAUGAAGCUUUGAACCAUUUGGCUUCAAAGCUUCAUUGCUUUAGUAAGCUUCAUAUGGCCAUUACUGCUCCCUUGGGGAGACAGUCAACCUCCUCUGCCACCUGCUGUCAACACUGUUGUUAUCCAACAUGCCUCCUAGCAUGCAUUUCAGCGCUACAGAUGUAAAUAACAAUCCAAAUUCAUGUUCUGUACUAAAUAUUUAUUCAGUUACUGUUCCAGUCAUUUCAUUAAUUGUUAUUUAUCGUAUUCGGUAACACUUUAUUUGACACUGUCAUUAGACAAUCAUAAUUAGGACAUGACACUGUCAUGAACAUUAAUGAAUGCUUACAACAGAUGUCAUUUAGUGUCAUCCGGCAAAUUAUGAAUGGAUGUAAAAGAUCUGAGCUGGAAAUAAAUGGAGUUAGUAACAUAAUUUGUUGGAUGACACUUAAGUAAUGUCCACGAUUGUGUCAUGUCAUAAUUAUCACAGUCUUAUGACGCCGCUGUCAAAUAAAGUGUUACGAAAUACAAUAACAAGCAAUUAAUGAAACAACGAACAGUAACUGAAGAAAUAAUUAGCACAGAACAUGAAUUUUGAUUGGUUUUUACAUCUGUAGUGCUGCAGUGCAUGCUAGGAGGCUAACAAAUUAGCCGCAACGGA
Corythoichthys intestinalis (scribbled pipefish) is the source of this 3591-nucleotide messenger RNA. RefSeq lists its product as uncharacterized. The record is from RefSeq and is a predicted model, not a curated record. The coding region runs from base 139 to 1812 and encodes 557 amino acids. The transcript is spliced from 10 exons. Gene Ontology annotation, molecular function: palmitoyltransferase activity; protein binding. Lineage: Eukaryota; Metazoa; Chordata; Actinopteri; Syngnathiformes; Syngnathidae.